Molecule: messenger RNA, 2292 nt
Organism: Dunckerocampus dactyliophorus (ringed pipefish)
Lineage: Eukaryota; Metazoa; Chordata; Actinopteri; Syngnathiformes; Syngnathidae
Product: differentially expressed in FDCP 6 homolog
Exons: 11
Coding region: 89-1948 (619 amino acids)
Cellular component (GO): nucleus; cytoplasm
Source: RefSeq, a predicted model, not a curated record
CUGCCUAUCACUCAGAGGCAGUGACAAGAGUAGAGGGAGGAAGAAGAAACAUUUGAGGAAACCACAAAAUAGUGACACUGAUGCAGACAUGGACUUGCGGUCAGAGCUGCUCAAGUCCAUCUGGUACGCCUUCAUGGCACUGGAUCUGGAAAGAAGUGGAAAGGUGUCCAAGUCUCAGCUCAAGGUGUUAUCGCACAACCUCUGCACUGUUUUGUGUAUCCCACAUGACCCGGUUGCUUUGGAGGAGCACUUCAGGGAUGACGACGAUGGCCCAGUCUCCAGUCAGGGUUACAUGCCCUACCUCAACAAAUACAUCCUGGAUAAGGUAGUACAAGGCUCCUUCAACAAGGAAGACGUAGAUGAGCUGUGUUGGACCCUCACAGCAAAUAAAAACUACAAACCAAACAGAAGUUCAAACACUGUUCUGCCAGAGCAGGAUGCAUUUCGGCUUUGGUGCCUUUUUAACUUUCUUUCUGAGGACAAGUACCCCUUGGUUAUGGUCCCUGAUGAGGUGGAGUACCUACUGAAGAAGAUCUGCUCAGCAAUGAGCACUGAGCUCAACUGUGUUGAACUGGAGGACUUCUUCUCCCAAGAUGCAGUGCAACAGAAAGGUAUCACGGUCUGGCUUUUUCUGGAUAUGAUGAAUACAGGAAAGAUAGCCCGAGGAAUCGAUAAGGGUGCCGUCAGCAUGGCCAUAGAGGAAGUAUACAGGGAGAUAGUUGGCGAUGUCCUCAAAGAGGGUUAUCUGUGGAAGAAAGGCCAACUUAGGAGAAACUGGAAGGAGCGCUGGUUCACGCUGAGACCGAGCAACUUGUCCUACUACACUGGGGAAGACCGCAAGGAGUGCCAGGGCAAAAUCACUCUGGAUGGGAACUGCUGUGUGGAGGUGCUACCAGACCGUGAUGGCAAACGAUGUAUGUUUUGUCUAAAAACCUUCUCCAAAACUUAUGAGAUGAGUGCCUCAGACACCAAACAGAGACAAGAAUGGACAACAGCCAUUCAGACAGCUUUCAGGCUGCAUGUGGAGGGGAAGAAGUCCCUCCACAAGGAUUUGAAGCUGAAGAGGCGUGAGCAGCGGGAGCAGUGUGAGAAGAGAAGGCAGGCCAAGGAGGAGGAGCUGCAGAGACUGCGGGCUCUUCAGGAGGAACGUGAGCGUAAGCUGGCGGAGCUGGAGCUCCUGAGGGAGGCACAGAAGCAGGCCCAGAUCCUUCUGGAGCAGGAUGAAGAGAGGAGGAGGCAGCAGCAUGAGCAGCUCCAGCAGGCCUUGGAGGUCCAGCUGCGUGAGGCUGAGGAGGCGCGAGUCAGCAUGCAGGCAGAGAUGGCGCUAAAAGAGGAGGAAGCAGAAAGGCAGAGGAAGAGGAUCCACGAGCUGGAGGAGAUGCAGAAACGAUUGGAGGAGGCGCUGCAGCAGGAGAUUAAAGCCAGGCUGGAUGAGGAGGCUUUCCGCUACACUCAAGCUGGCUUACUUGCUGAGGAAGAGGAGAAAAUGAAGGCGCUGAUGAACCUACAGGAGGAGCAGGAAGAAUAUAUCCUGAAGACACAGAGGGAGAAGCAGGAGUUGAAGCAGGAAAUGGAGGCCAAGUCACGGGCCCUAGAGGAGGCGCAGAGGCAAUUGGAGGAGGUUCGGGCAAACCGGCACAGGGUGGACCAGGAUGUGGUGGCUGCCCAAAGGAAACUUCGACAAGCGAGCACCAACGUGAAACACUGGAAUGUCCAGAUGAACAGACUGAUGCGACCCAUUGGACCUGGCGAAAAAAGAUCUUUCUUGGGAAGCUCCUUGUCAUCUUUCCAGAUUCCAACCCAGAGAGACCCAGGACUGCGUCUCAGAAGGAUAUCCGGUGCGGAGGAUCGAGACGACGAGUGCAAAGAAAAUGUCAAUGACAGACCUGGGUGUGAAUUAGAGAGACACAGCUCCCACGCUUCUAAUGGAAACAUGGACAUCCCCUAAAUGCAUGACUCAUACAAGACAGUGGCAUUUUCAAUUUUAAUGUGCUGUAAAACUGAAGUAACAGUACUACAAUGUUCAUCAAUCGUAAAAUAUACUGACCUCUUUUUUUUUUUUUUAAAGGCUUUAAACAUGUUUGAAUUCUAAACUGCAUUUGAAUUAUUAAUCAUUCAUCUGCUUGACUGUGUGGGACCUGUUCUGGACACAGAUAGACAAAUGAUGCAAUGUAACUGUGAUGUAAAAAUGCUGAUACUGUAUGUACACACAUUAAAGCCAAUUAUGCUCAUCAACCGUGAAUAUUGAAUCUAGGGGUCAUGUACAAAUAUUAAUUAUUUGGAUUUCCACUU